AUGGGACACUUUGGCGUGGACAAGACACUUGCAGUGGUGGUUGAUCACUUCUAUUGGCCACACCUCAAGAAGGUCCGAGCCUUGGAGACAUGGCAACACUACCUUCGGUCUAAGGAGUUCAUCAUUCACACUGAUCAUGAAACUCUGAAGCACUUGAGAGGCCAGACGUCGCUCAAGAGGAGGCAUGCUAAGUGGCUGGAGUUCAUUGAGACCUUCCCUUAUGUGAUCAAGUACAAGAAGGGAAAGGAGAACGUUGUAGCUGAUGCCUUAUCCAGGAGACAUGUGCUGAUUGCUACCAUGGAGGCUAAGGUGCUCGGGUUUGAGCACAUCAAGGAGCUAUACAAGGAGGAUCCGGAGCUUGGAGAAGCUUACCAGGCGUGUACAAAGGGAGCAUUUGGUCCUUUUUACUUACAUGAUGGUUUUCUUUUCAGGGAUAAGCGCUUGUGCAUUCCUCAAGGCUCAAUGAGGGAGCUUAUACUGAAAGAAGCUCACGGAGGUGGCCUCAUGGGACACUUUGGCGUGGACAAGACACUUGCAGUGGUGGUUGAUCACUUCUAUUGGCCACACCUCAAGAAGGAUGUGGAGAGACAUUGCUCUCGCUGUGUUGUUUGCCAUAAAGCCAAGUCCAGCUUACAUCCUCAUGGUCUUUACUUACCCAUGCCUAUUCCUAACGCACCUUGGGUGGAUAUUUCUAUGGAUUUCGUGUUAGCUUUGCCUAAGAUCAGAAACAAAGACUCGAUCUUUGUUGUUGUGGAUCGCUUUUCCAAGAUGGCUCACUUCAUACCAUGUGAUAAGCAAACGAUGCUACUCAAACUGCUGAUCUGUUCUUCAAGGAAGUCGUGCGUUUACAUGGAGUGCCAAGGACUAUUGUCUCUGAUCGAGAUACUAAGUUCUUAA
Microthlaspi erraticum is the source of this 897-nucleotide messenger RNA. The record is from the annotation of a GenBank genome assembly. NCBI's taxonomy places the organism in Eukaryota, Viridiplantae, Streptophyta, Magnoliopsida, Brassicales, Brassicaceae.